AGUCUCGCGGUGCUGCCGGGCUCAGCCCCGUCUCCUCCUCUUGCUCCCUCGGCCGGGCGGCGGUGACUGUGCACCGACGUCGGCGCGGGCUGCACCGCCGCGUCCGCCCGCCGCCAGCAUGGCCACCACAGCCACCUGCACCCGCUUCACCGACGACUACCAGCUCUUCGAGGAGCUCGGCAAGGGUGCUUUCUCUGUGGUCCGCAGGUGUGUGAAGAAAACCUCUACGCAGGAGUAUGCAGCAAAAAUCAUCAAUACCAAGAAGUUGUCUGCCCGGGAUCACCAGAAACUAGAACGUGAGGCCCGGAUAUGCCGACUUUUAAAACAUCCAAACAUUGUGCGCCUCCAUGACAGUAUUUCUGAAGAAGGGUUUCACUACCUCGUGUUUGACCUUGUUACUGGCGGAGAGCUGUUUGAAGACAUCGUGGCCAGAGAAUACUACAGUGAAGCUGAUGCCAGCCACUGUAUACAUCAGAUUCUGGAGAGUGUUAACCACAUCCACCAGCAUGACAUUGUCCACCGAGACCUGAAGCCUGAGAACCUGCUACUUGCGAGUAAAUGCAAGGGUGCUGCAGUCAAGCUGGCUGAUUUUGGCCUAGCCAUCGAAGUACAGGGAGAGCAGCAGGCUUGGUUUGGUUUUGCUGGCACCCCAGGUUACUUGUCCCCUGAGGUCUUGAGGAAAGAUCCCUAUGGAAAACCUGUGGAUAUCUGGGCCUGCGGAGUCAUCCUAUAUAUUCUCCUGGUCGGAUAUCCUCCCUUCUGGGAUGAGGAUCAACACAAGCUGUAUCAGCAGAUCAAGGCUGGAGCCUAUGAUUUCCCAUCACCAGAGUGGGACACGGUGACCCCUGAAGCCAAGAACUUGAUCAACCAGAUGCUGACCAUAAACCCCGCAAAACGUAUCACAGCUGACCAGGCUCUCAAGCAUCCAUGGGUCUGCCAACGGUCCACAGUGGCAUCCAUGAUGCAUCGUCAGGAGACCGUGGAGUGCUUGCGCAAGUUCAAUGCCCGGAGAAAACUGAAGGGUGCCAUCCUCACGACCAUGCUUGUUUCCAGGAACUUUUCAGUUGGCAGGCAGAGCUCCGCCCCCGCCUCGCCUGCCGCGAGCGCCGCCGGCUUGGCCGGGCAAGCUGCCAAAAGCUUAUUGAACAAGAAGUCAGAUGGCGGCGUCAAGCACUUCCAGAACCCAGCUCAGGUACCACUAAGUGAAAGAGUCUUAAACUCUCUCGAGGCACACGCCCCUCAGAAACAGAAAAGGAAGUCGAGUUCCAGCGUGCACCUAAUGCCACAGAGCAACAACAAAAACAGUCUCGUAAGCCCAGCCCAAGAGCCCGCGCCCUUGCAGACGGCCAUGGAGCCACAAACCACCGUGGUACAUAACGCUACAGAUGGAAUCAAGGGCUCCACAGAGAGCUGCAACACCACCACAGAAGAUGAGGACCUCAAAGCUGCCCCGCUCCGCACUGGGAAUGGCAGCUCGGUGCCUGAAGGACGGAGCUCCCGGGACAGAACAGCCCCCUCUGCAGGCAUGCAGCCCCAGCCUUCUCUCUGCUCCUCAGCCAUGCGAAAACAGGAGAUCAUUAAGAUCACAGAACAACUGAUCGAGGCCAUUAACAAUGGAGAUUUUGAGGCCUACACGAAAAUUUGUGAUCCAGGCCUCACCUCCUUUGAGCCCGAAGCCCUUGGUAACCUCGUGGAGGGAAUGGAUUUCCAUAAGUUUUACUUUGAGAAUCUCUUAUCCAAGAACAGCAAGCCCAUUCAUACCACCAUCCUGAACCCACAUGUCCACGUGAUCGGAGAGGACGCAGCUUGCAUCGCCUAUAUCCGCCUCACCCAGUACAUCGAUGGCCAGGGCCGGCCUCGAACCAGCCAGUCGGAGGAGACCCGGGUCUGGCACCGCCGGGAUGGCAAGUGGCUCAAUGUCCACUAUCACUGUUCAGGGGCCCCUGCUGCACCGCUGCAGUGAGCUCAGCCACAGGGGCAUUAGGAGAUCCCAACUGGAGGUCGAACCUUUGCAGCCAGUGGCUCUGGAGGGCCUGAGCGACAGCGAGCGGCAGUCCUGUUCGUUUGAGGUUUAAAACAAUUAAAUUACAAAGCGGCAGCAGCCAAUGCACGCCCCUGCAUGCAGCCCUCCCGCCCGCCCUUCGUGUCUGUCUCUGCUGUACUGAGGUGUUUUUUACAUUUAAGGGGGAAAAAAAAGAAAAAAGAUUGUUUUAAAAAAAAAAAGGAAUCCAUACCAUGAUGCGUUUUAAAACCACCAAUAGCCCUUGGGCUGGCAAGAAGGCAGGAGUUUGUGCGAUGGCCAUCCUGGCAUGAGCAGCGGGGCACACUCACCAGCCCUGAAGAGGUGAGCCUGGCCUCAGGCCUCCAUGGACUUAGGAGACCAGGCAAGAACUCUGACAAAACUUUGGGGGCCGUGAUGUGAUUGCAGCCUCUGAGGUGGCCUGCCUGCCCCAGGUCUAGGAAUGGACUUCUUCAGAAUUUGCAUAGGCACCUAGAAUGAGGCUGAUGAGAACACCACAGCCAUCAGACCUACUUGGGAGAAUGCGCAGAGCUCCCAGCCUUCUGUGGAGGAAGCUGAGAAGCUGUGGCCUCAGGACUAAGGGCCCGGAUGUUGCUGUACUGUUUCACUUAGCAUAGAAGGGAAGAGAAUUGGUGCUGCAGAAGUGUGUCCGCUACGAAGCCGAUGAGAAGCCUCGUGUUAGUCUGACAUGUACUCACUUACUCAUCCAUUUCUAUAGGAUGCACAAUGCACGUGGGCCCUGAUAUUAAGGCCCAAUCCCUGCAGAGGGAAAGGGGGAGGGGUUGCACUUUGCUUCGUGUUUGUUUUCUUAUAACUUAGCAAGAGGAGAGCCAGACCCUGGUCAGGGCUCCCUUUGCCGCCUUUGGCAGUUCUGUUUCUGUGCUGAUUUGGACCAUCUUUGUCUUGCCUUUUCAUGGUGGUGGUCCCGUGCUGACCCUCAUCUGGGCCUGGGCCCUCUGCCAAGUGCCCCUGUGGGAUGGGAGGAGUGAGGCAGCGGGAUUGAGUUGAUGGUUGUCUCUAUGCAUUCAGGCUGCCCUGAUGGCUGUCUCCCUUCUUACUAUUCCCCUGCUGCACGUCCAUCUCUUCCUGUUUUUGAGAUUGACCCAACUGCUUUGGCAAGAAGAAGAGGUAUCCUCUUUAAGAGGUCUCUUUACUGACCAACUGAAGUAUAGACUUACUGCUGGACAAUCUGCAUGGGCAUCACCCCCACCACCACCACCUGCAUGUACCCAAAAGAGGUAUCCAGAGCCAAGACUCCUACUUACAUUCAUUGUCCCUCUCUGUGCUCAAGGAGUUCCAUUCCAGGAGGGAAAUAUCUAUACUCUAAGCAGAUAGCAGAGAAGAUAAUGGAGGAGCAAUUGGUCAUGACCUUGGUUUCCCCAAAACAACUGUGCAAACUUCUCUGCGCAAAUAUUUGCACUAUUGGGGGGGAAAGGUAGGUAGACUCCAGCUGCCUGGACUACCUUCAGGAGGCAAAGCUACAGGUUGACCUUGGAGCCAGCUGAGAAGAGAGCAAACUCACAGGUGCUGGUGCUUGGAUUUAGCCAGGCUCCUCCGAGCACCUCAUGCAUGCCCCAGCCCCUGGGCCCUGGCCCUUUCCUUUCCUGCAGCCUGCAGUACCAGCACGCAGACACCUUCACCACAGGGUUUGGUUUUGCUGGCUUGAAGACAAAUGGUCUUAGAGUUCAUUAAGACCCAUAGCUUCAUAUGGCUGCUCCAGCCCCACUUCUUAGCAUUCUUACUCCUCUUCUGGGGCUAAUGUCAGCAUCUAUAGUCAAUAGACUAUUAAAAAAAAAAAAAAAAAUCACCUUUUAAACAGGAAAUGGAAGGCAUUUGAUGCAGAAUUUUUGCAUGAUGACAUAGAAAUAAUUUAAAAAUAGUGUUUGUUCUGAAUGUUGGUAGACCCUUCAUAGCUUUGUUACAAUGAAACCUUGAACUGAAGAUAUUUAAUAAAAUAACCUUUAAACCGUC
Molecule: messenger RNA, 3991 nt
Organism: Pteronotus mesoamericanus
Lineage: Eukaryota; Metazoa; Chordata; Mammalia; Chiroptera; Mormoopidae
Gene: CAMK2G
Product: calcium/calmodulin dependent protein kinase II gamma
Exons: 24
Coding region: 119-1963 (614 amino acids)
Biological process (GO): protein phosphorylation
Molecular function (GO): calcium/calmodulin-dependent protein kinase activity; ATP binding; calmodulin binding
Source: RefSeq, a predicted model, not a curated record